Messenger RNA from Mycena citricolor, 2091 nucleotides. The record is from the annotation of a GenBank genome assembly. NCBI's taxonomy places the organism in Eukaryota, Fungi, Basidiomycota, Agaricomycetes, Agaricales, Mycenaceae.
CAACUGCCCAGUUAUUCUCCGUGUAUCGCCACUUGUCCUCGAUCAGACAACCUCUUGCUUUCAAUGUGUUUGAUUGGAUUGAUCUCCAUGCGCGCUUGGCUUUGUCUAAAUGAACCGCUCUGACGAGCCUUCAAGUCCUUAUCAUCUCGGCCGCAUUUCGCAUGGGUCUUCUCCAUAGAAGAGGUCUCGGCUUUUGAAACCGGCCGAGGCUAGCCCAAGGCCGAUUUCAACUCGUUGCAUCAAAAGAACAGCGAGUCGUUGCUGUAAUGCCCUCCGCUGCUCCAACUUCCCAUUGAUGAUCACAGUGGUGGCGAAUCCGUCUUAUAUAUCUGUGUGCGACUUGUGUGCUCAAUCCAGAGUCGACUCGAGUGCAGAUGUGUGCAUGAAUCAAAUGAAGCCGCCAGGCCGCCUGCCAAGAGCUGGAUAGGCACGAGUGUGCUAGGCGGCGUCACGUUUGUGAGCCGCGCCGCACCCGGGUGGACGCGGCCCCCUCUCCGCUCGCAUGCCGGUUUGCUCUCUAACUUUUUCCCGCCGGCGGGACGCUGACUUGGACGUACAUGCCAUCGCGCUGCUCGCCGGCACAUCGCCCGCAACUUGGCCCUCGCCGGAAUAUGUCACGCUUACGGUAAUCCCAGACAGCGUCACUGCGGGCCAUGACAUCUAGCGAGAUCACAAGCCGUCGUCUGCAUCGCACGCCCGUUGGCAACCUCCCCACUCCACUCCACUCCGCUGGGUGCCAAUGCCAUCCACGUUCGCCCCUCGAGAUGUCGAUGCAGGGCUCGACGACGCGGACAUCCACCAGCUGAAGAUCGUAUUUUUGAAUGUGGGGGCCGCGGCGGGCUCGUAUGGGCUGUUUCUUUCAUUGGGGGCCAUGUCGAGCUACACGCUGAUUCGGAAGGGUCUGCGCGGGAAUAUCGCGAGACAAGCGCUUCUGGCAAUCACCGUCACGAUGCUUCUCGCUGCGACAGCGCACCUGGGGAUGUACAUGGGCUUCAUCCUGCUCCAGUUUCGGACAUUGGCGGCGCAGUACACCGACCCGUCCGCGAUUACUCGGCGCCUCAACAUUGCGCAGACGUGUUUGAGGAGAUUGACCUACUUCCUCAGCGACAUCAUCGUCGUCUGGCGCGCGUGGGUGAUUUGGCGCAAUCACCGCAUCAUCCAUGCCGUUCUCGCUUUCUGUCUCGUCGCGACAGGGGCGACGUCUCUCACGCUGAUGGUGUUCAACUUCAGAACCCAGUUCGACGGUGUGCGAUACCCGAGACUGACGCAAAACUUUCUGGGGACGCUGGGACUGCUGUUCACCAACUUCCUCUCGACGGCGCUGAUCAGCUACAAAUUAUGGUACUACCGGCGGAAUGUUAAGCAGUACCUGAAUCGAUCCGACAAAGAGCAUACCACGGUGGAGAGCGUCUUGAUUUUGCUGAUGGAGACGGGUGGACUGUACUGCGCCUUCUGGGUGAGGGGGAUUUCUUCUCGCCUCCUCUCUGUUCAUAGCUCAACUUCCUUGCUCUCUUCGAUAAAGAUCCUGCUAAUGCUCGGUGACUUUGGCUAUUACGGUCCCGAUUUCGGCUUCGAAUGGUUCCAGCCCAACAUCUCCGGGAUCUACCCCACCAUCAUCAUUUACAUGGUCUCGCGAAAAAUGAUGGUCACAGAUGAAGCGCUUUCCAACGGAUCUGACGCCACCACAAAUUCAGAUCGCACAGUCUGGUUCCGAGGAGCCACGCACUCCGAGCCUCCGUCGCUGCUGUGCAGGACGAACACAAAUGAAUCCGGGCUCGUUAUGAGCCCAUUGCAGACAGUCAAACACACGAUGACUGUGUAAAUCCAUAUACCAUAUCUCCAUGUAAUUUGACGGACCACCAAAACUGACCGAAGUGCUGCUGGAUGUAUUCAAUAGGUUUACGAAAUGCGGCCACUCCAAACAAUGCAAGAAACUGAAGACACAUCGUAUCUCUGUUUCACUUGACCGUCUAAGCGGGGAUCCACCCGAUUGUCGUCAAAUCCGUUCAUCCCUUAUUUUUUUGGCCGAACUGUUUCCCAGGAUCCUAAUUGUGACCCGAUGGAUAGUCUAUGCUUGAUGUCCAAGUACCA